Messenger RNA from Westerdykella ornata, 4477 nucleotides. RefSeq lists its product as uncharacterized. The record is from RefSeq and is a predicted model, not a curated record. Gene Ontology annotation, molecular function: protein binding. NCBI's taxonomy places the organism in Eukaryota, Fungi, Ascomycota, Dothideomycetes, Pleosporales, Sporormiaceae. The transcript has a single exon. Bases 499 to 4125 code for a protein of 1208 amino acids.
GCUUUCACACUCUCACAGCCUUCGCCAUCCUUUUCUUUCAUCCUCGAACCGCACAACACUUCCUCCGCUCUUCUCGCAAUGCCAUUCGCCAUCUCCAUGCUCCCGUCAGCUCACCCCUCAGCACGCCUCACGGUUGCUCUGGGCAACGACUGUUUACCCGCUGGCACGUGCAUCUCACCCUCGGCGCCCAGCCUCCUCCGAUGCAUUCCUCGAUGAGCCACCGAACUGCUUCUACGCCCACUCAUUGGCUCCCAGCACCAUCUGCCCGUUGCCGCUGCACGAAAGAUACUCGGGCGUGAUCCACAGGGUCCCGCGUUGCGCCAUGGACCGCUUUGGAGGAGGCUGGGCCUCUGUUUACAGACCGGGCUGCCCGCCAUCUCUGUGCUCCACUAUCCGUGUCAUGAACCGUUCCCCUCCUAACGCAACCACUAUCGCCAACCGUUCGGUCCAUGUAGGAACCAGCCCUUGCAGUCGACCUCCUGGUCUUUUCCUCCCUUCAUGAUGCAUCUGCUGGCUGCGCCGUCGCUGGAGAUGGGCUCGUUCAGCGUUUUCGCUACGCCUGUUGUUCCUUUCGUUUGGUCCAUCUUGCUGUUCUUUGUCACCGCUCGGUCGCCGUAUAACCCUACUCGUGUUCUUCAGCAUGGGACCGAGCUCUACGUCUUCCGACCGCUGGACGGCUCCUCGUCUCAGUUUUCCUUGGAACAUGUCGCAAUAUCGUCCAAGCUCGAUGCUUCAGAGAUACAGUACACGAGAUUGUCCUCCGAAUUACCCUUCCUCGCCUCCGAUACGCAGAAACCAUUUACCCCGGUGGUGGACAGUGCUGGUAACGUUACGGUAUAUACUGGGGAAUGUGGGUCGGAAAAGGGAGAGAUCUGGACAUAUGGCCCUGGGACUCCGGAUGAACGCAGGACCAAAACCUGGUGGAAGCAGGAUGUCGUUGUGAGUCGGGAAGAUGAGGAUGACCGAUCGACUGGACCACGGUACCUUAACGGGGCCAUUGCCUUUUCUCCAGUCGUUGACGGCAACAUGACAGACACGAGUGUCUACAUGUUCGGUGGCAUGUGUCCAACCCAAGGAGACGGCGAAGACUGGCAAGCCCAUGCGGAAUAUUCGAACUUGAUGAUGGCACUGGAUCCUCUGGCAAACGAUGUUCAGCCACUGGAGUAUCGCCUUAGUCUAUCCACAAGUCGAGGACCACCUAUACCGGAAGCGGGAUUUACUCUCACCGCACUUGCGCCGAGCUAUUCAAACCGUAGCGAUGGCAGCCAGACCCGCCAACAGAAUUUCGUGCUAGUGGGCGGCCAUACGAGCUCCGCAUUUAUCAAUAUGUCUCAGGUCGCCCUCUUCUCGCUCCCUCAACAAGGCUGGACCUUUGUCCCCGUGCAGCAACCAAGCACCGAGAGAACUGACCUUGCUAUUCGAGGUGACAUCACUGAGGUCGAGCCCCGAUCUGGUCAUACGGCUGUUCUAACUCCGGAUGGGCAACAUCUCGUCGUCUAUGGCGGUUGGAUUGGCGACCUCAAUACUCCUGCACUUCCACAACUGGCUGUUCUAAGUCUCGGCGAAGAAUACGGUGGGGUGGAUCAAUGGGAAUGGUCCGUUCCGGUAACGAGUGGCCAUGGGCUAGAGAAGGACUCUGGCCUGUAUGGCCACGGAGCAGCAAUGCUUCCUGGCGGAGUUAUGAUGAUCACCGGAGGCUACACCAUAUCCCCCUCGAGUUCACGGCAACGUAGAGGUGUUUCUGUCAAUGACAGGACUCUCUUCUUCAAUGUCAGCUCCAAUACCUGGAUUACCGAUUAUACGCCCCCUAAAGACCCGCAGGCGGAGCCUAGUAAAUCUGGCCCGCUCGCGACAACAUCUCAAAAAGCAGGUCUGGGCGUUGGGCUUGGUAUCGGCGUGGCUGCCGUGCUUAGCUUAUUCAUAUUCUACCUCUGGUAUACUAGGCGUCUGAGGAAGCAGCGCGAGAUACGGGAGAAGCAACUUCAAGAGCUAUCACUCGGCGCGCACCGAUACACGCUGGAUAACCUGUCGCCGGGACCUACAGAGACGUAUUACGAUGAUGCACAUGAUCAUUAUUCUUCGCCGACAAACGGAAAGCAUGGGACCAGAGGAUGGAGACAACUCAACGCCCAGGACGCGGAACGAACAGGACUUCUCGUGGAAAUCCCAAGUCCAACUAGAGGCCUGAGACGCAGCCUUGGCAAUCGACCCACCUAUCUCAUGAACAGAUACGAUGAAAGGAGGCUGCAUGGAUCGGGCCACAUCCACGUCAUCGAUGAACUUGAGGAGGAGCAAGAAGAAGAACGAGCUGCGCAGCGUCUUCGGGACCAAGGCCAAGAGCAGAGCGGUGCCACCGAAAACACCCCCCUGCAUCGGUCAGAGAUGUUGGAAAGAAGGGAGUCGAAAGGAGUCUCCAUCUUCGACAAUGCACCAAUCCUGGACCCCUUUGUGGCAAGCAAACGCGGAUCGCGCAUGGAUAUGGAGCAGAGCGCACCGCUCAUCCAUUCCGCACCUGCUUCACCCGAGCACGAAGAACUGCAUCAUAGGGCAAAUGAAUGGCUCUCGGUACACGACCCUGGGCCCGUCCGUCGUAACAGCCAACAUUCUGCUGGCCGCUUCUCGCCAGACAAGUCCGAUCGGACGGAAUCGACUCUGAGCGAGCGUAGUAUGCGGUCCAACUUGUCAUCAACUGGAAGUAUGGCGAGGACUGCUUCGAUGCGGUCUUCGGCAAUCUUGAACUGCGCCAACCCCUUCCAAACACCAGAUGGAAGCCCACCGAAUAGCAGAUCGAAUCGCUAUAGUGGAGGAUGGGAGAGCUCGGAUGAGCGCAGCCAAUCGCUCACAAGUACGCGCUCGGUGUUUGCAACAGCAGCUGAAGAGAGGGACUCAUUUACCACUGCGCCAACUUCAUUCAUGCAACUCCAGGCCGAAGGACAAUCGCUGUUGGGAGGAAACCCAGAACGAGCUCGUCCAGGGACGUCGUCCACUUCCAACGCGUCCUCUUCUCACGCAUAUCAAGACACUGGUACUCCGAUGAGCUGGGCGGGCACGGCUACGACGUCUCUCGCGGCUUCAUCACAGCUUGAUUGGCCCGGACAAAGCAGGAAGCGCCGCUGGUUGGGCAGCGUUCGCAAAGCUCUCGCAAGGUCCUCAACCACAGGACCAUCAAGCCGUACUCGCUCCAUGACCACUUCAACCCCUCACUUAGACCGCUACAGAGACGAUCCCCAGUCGGCAAUCGAGCCGCAUCCCCAGACUCGCAACUCAUUCCCGGCAUCUUCCGCACCUCGCCGUGCCGCCAGCGACGCCACCUUCUGGCGCCGCAGCAGGAGCAGCAAGCAAGAUUGGAUGGACGACCAACUCGAUCCGAUGGAUCCUCGCUCCAUUUGGCGGCGUAAGAGCGGUGAUGACUUCGGUGCCCCGGAGGAUGCAGCUCUCGCGAAGAAGGCGCGGCAGAAACAGGCAACCUUGAUUGAUCUCCUAGAGGAUGCGGGGACGUUACCUACACCGAGGCCGAUCCAAGCCGGCGACUUGGGAGACGCGAGAAGUGCGCAUACGGUGGCGACGGAGGAUGAAGAUUGGGAUGUUGAAGCCGCGGUGGAGAGGCGGGUUGUGCAAGUCACAUUUACGGCGCCGAGGGGGAAAUUGAGGGUCGUGAACGCGGACAUCGAUCGCUCCAGCAUCCUGAGUCUCCCUCGCGAUAAUGAGGAAGCAAGUCCAAAGAAUGCGGGCGGUCGGUCGGACACGGCUGCCGCUGCCGGUGCAAAUAGUCCUUCAAGUACGGCAACGGCUUCGCCGGGUGGAAAUCGCGUCAAGGACCUGGUUGGUCGCUUUGAAGGCGUCGCUACGGCAUCACGCUCGUCACCUCUUGCAGGGGCUUCCACCUCUUCUCCUCCACGACCAGCAUUGAAGACGGGGCAGGAGUUCCUCUUGUCGCCUUAUUCCGUUUCGCGUUCACCGAGUCCGAGCCCCAGCCCGUCGAUCAGUAGUUUGAAAGUUAGGGCGAAGCAGGGUCGGAGUUCGUUGGCGAAGACACAAAGUUCCGAGACGGGUGGGAGGAUGACGGAGACGCCGGCGGGGAGAUUGUGCUCGGAGGAUAUCACCACGCUUAGGGGUGCGAGCUGAGCUGGGCAUGUGUAUAUGGUGCUGGGAAUCGGCGAUUCGAUGCUGAUGUCUUGUUCAGGUGGUAGGGGAUUGAAGCAAAGCUGCCUGGAAUUUUGAUUUUAUAGUGUCUCUGAUGGACAAUGGCAUUUUGUGGGCGGGAAUCUGUUGUAUAUGUAGGCUUGGGCCUUGUAUGGAGGAGACUAGUGCCAGUUUGAUGCACGUUCGAACGUUCGUUUGAUGUAGAUAUGCUGAGGGAUGUGAUCAUGUGCGUAUGUGGUUAGUCUAUAGGUACUCCGUACUGGAUGUUAGAUGUUAGAUGAUAGAUGUAAUUGUUACUUUCGUUUGCGCCCGAUAGUCAGCGUGGAUAUCUGGA